Phytophthora infestans T30-4 is the source of this 780-nucleotide messenger RNA. RefSeq lists its product as uncharacterized. The record is from RefSeq and is a predicted model, not a curated record. The transcript has a single exon. Lineage: Eukaryota; Oomycota; Peronosporomycetes; Peronosporales; Peronosporaceae. Gene Ontology annotation, molecular function: DNA-binding transcription factor activity. The coding region runs from base 31 to 780 and encodes 249 amino acids. Gene Ontology annotation, biological process: regulation of DNA-templated transcription.
CAAACACUCUACGCAACAAGCCAACGCAACAUGCCGAGAAAGCCGAGAUGUCGCGCCAUCAAGUUCAAGCCAUUGUCGCCACCCAGAGUGACCCGUAGCCUCUCCAACCAGCGCCUUAACGAUGCUGACAAGACUGCCAUGGCUCUUCUCAUAUCCAUAGCGUGCAAGACCCAUGCAACUGGCAAGAAAUACGGGUCAAGGAGCUUCCGCGAACCAGACGACGACCGCAAGCUCGCCUCGCUCCUUGCCUCGGCCCUCAAGAUCAACCUGGCGCAGACCAGCUCACCACCAAUGGCUGAUGCAAUAAGCACAACACCAUCUUGGGCGACACCUGCUUCUCCACUGAAGCCCCCGGCAACUGUGGCCUCGACAUUUUCCCCGAUGUCGAAAGGCGAGAACGAAAGUCCCAAGCGUAGGAAACGCGAGCCCAUCAAGUUGCCACCUGGCGCUGGCGCAAAACUAAGUACCAAGGACUUGAAACGUUUGAAAAACCGAGUUUCGGCCGCACGCGUACGUCAGCGCUCGCAACAGUGCGUCCUGGCGUUGCAAGACCAACUUGAGCACUAUCGAUCGCGCUGUGAAUUCUUGGAAACUGUGGUGUUUGGUUGCACCACAUGCGCAAGCCUCAGCACGGCGCAGCUUGGUGAUAUCGAGCUUCUGCCGGCCGGGUUCAAGGUCAAAAUGGAGACGAAGGAUGAAGAAGAUCUUGGCGACGACACCUCAAUAUUUCUCACGGAAGCCGAGUGCGUUGUGCUCCACGACGUACUACACAACCGAUAA